AUGGAUGAACUUUACAAGGCUAAUCAGUCGUGGCCAAACAUUUAUUCAAAUGAUUUACAUCAUGAAAUGUUCUUCCGCGCAAACGACCGUUUUGACUCGUCCUAUAAAAGCAAUCUUGUCGUCUACAGCAGUGGAGAGGUAAACUGGAUCCCUCCAGGAAUCUUCAGAAUCACUUGUAAAAUGGAUAUCACGAUGUUCCCAUUUGAUGAGCAGAGCAAAACUCGACUUAGCUGA
Strongylus vulgaris is the source of this 234-nucleotide messenger RNA. The record is from the annotation of a GenBank genome assembly. Lineage: Eukaryota; Metazoa; Nematoda; Chromadorea; Rhabditida; Strongylidae.